Megalops cyprinoides (Indo-Pacific tarpon) is the source of this 2446-nucleotide messenger RNA. RefSeq names its product unc-51 like kinase 3 (gene ulk3). Bases 390 to 1793 code for a protein of 467 amino acids. The transcript has 17 exons. Gene Ontology annotation, molecular function: protein serine/threonine kinase activity; ATP binding. Gene Ontology annotation, cellular component: cytoplasm; autophagosome. The record is from RefSeq and is a predicted model, not a curated record. Lineage: Eukaryota; Metazoa; Chordata; Actinopteri; Elopiformes; Megalopidae. Gene Ontology annotation, biological process: autophagosome organization; protein autophosphorylation; peptidyl-serine phosphorylation.
UGCAGCUGACAGCAUGUUUGCGACAGAGCUAGAGAUAUAAACAUAUACGAGUAAUGCAGGUUCGAAGUAUGUGAAUGAAGACGGACGAUCAGUGUGGACAUAGUUCGAUAUAUUUAAUUCUACUAGCUACAGUAAUUUGGCUAGCCGAAGCAGUAAUAACUGGUGAAAGUAUGUAUUUAUCUAGCAGCUGGCUAGCUUGCUAGCGAAGCGAAUAGCCUGCUAACGCUGUCCAGGUAGCUAGCUAGCUAGUAGGAGUUGGCCGGUUGGCUAGCUAGAUGGCUAGCUAGCCAACGAUCUACAGUAGCUGAGAAAAAGCUUGAUUCUGCCUGGUCGAAUAGUGCACUGAAGUCGCCAAGGAUUCAGCCCGGAAAGUUGAUGUCACAUUUGUCAUGGCUUCGAGUUUCGCCCCACCGAAACUAGCAGACUUCAUUCUGACCGAGAAGCUGGGCAGUGGCACCUAUGCGACAGUUUAUAAAGCAUACAGGAAGGGGGACAACCGAGAGGUGGUUGCUGUAAAGGUUGUGGGGAAGAAGAGCCUGAAUAAGGCCUCUAUGGAGAACCUGCUGACAGAGAUCGAGAUCUUGAAGACUGUGCGACAUCCCCACAUUGUGCAGCUCAAGGACUUCCAGUGGGACAGUGAGAACAUCUACCUGAUCCUGGAGUGGUGUUCAGGGGGGGACCUGUCCCGUUUCAUCCGCAGUCGUCGGCUGCUGCCUGAGAAAGUGGGGCGACGCUUCCUGCAACAAAUAGCGUGUGCUCUGCAGUUCCUUCAUGAGCGAAACAUCUCCCAUCUGGAUCUCAAACCCUCCAACAUUCUCCUCAGUGGUUCUGUGCUCAAACUGGCAGAUUUCGGCUUCGCCCAGUACAUGUCUCCGUGGGACGAGCAGAGCGUACUGAGGGGUUCCCCUCUCUACAUGGCCCCAGAGAUGGUGUGCCGCCGGCAGUACGACGCCCGGGUUGAUCUGUGGUCCGUGGGGGUCAUCCUGUAUGAGGCCCUCUUCGGACGUCCGCCAUUUGCCUCACGUUCCUAUGCUGAGCUGGAGGAGAAGAUCCGCAGUGACCGUCCCAUUGAGCUGCCGGCGGGGGCGAGAGUGUCCCGGGACUGCAGGGACCUGCUGCUGCGGCUGCUGGACAGGGACCCCAACACCCGCAUCACUUUCGACGAGUUCUUCCUACACCCCUUCGUGGACCUGGAGCACAUGCCCAGUGCUGAGAGCCUGGGGAGGGCAAAGGAGCUGGUACUGCGGGCGGUGCAGAAGGACCAGGAAGGGGACAGGUCAGCCGCGCUGUCCCUCUACUGCAGCGCGCUGGAGCACUUCGUCCCAGCCAUCCACUAUGAGACGGACAGACAGCGCAAGGAGGCUCUCAGACAGAAGGUGAACCAGUACGUGUCCCGGGCAGAGGAGCUGAAAGCCCUGGUGGCAUCAGACAACAGAAUCUGCUUUGAGGAGGCUAGGUCAUCUAGAGACAUUCUGAAAGAGAUGGCCCGGGACCAGCCCCGCCUGCUGGCUGCCCUGGAGGUAGCGGCCACUGCGGUGGCUAAGGAGGAGAGUGGGAUGGAGGACCAGGACACUCUGGAUCUGUACCAGCAGAGCUUGGGAGAGCUGCUGCUGGCGCUGGCAGCGGAGGCCCAGGGUCGCCGGAGGGAGCUUCUCCACAGUGAGAUUAAAAGGCUAAUGACCCGGGCUGAAUACCUCAAAGAGCACCUGAAGAUGCAGGAGGCUCAGACAGAUGUGUCCCUGGACAGGGAACCUCUCUCAGAGUCCGUACGGAGCAGCUGCUGCAUUCAGUGAGCUCCGGGGACAUGAUGGAGCACCAGGAACAUCAUGUAUCAGAGUCCCUUCUACCUUACAUCACAGGCGAAGCCGCUGGUCCUGCUAAGACCCACUGCUCUAGAAGCUCCUGUACCUCCUCAUAACUCUUCUCAUAAAUGUAGUGCAUUUGCACUUCUCAGCCUGCAACCGUACACACCAAGACAGGAGACUUUGUUGCAGUUCCGCAGUCCACAGUUUCAUUCAGUUUCUCUGUAGCAUUUGUAGAGCAUUCACACCAGGUGAAUUCGGUUUUGUUGUUCAUUUGCUAACUCUGUAGUUUUUACUGUAGCUUCCUAAGGGAAUGGUGACUGAGUACCCAAAUAGAGUAGGAACUGCCUUAAUUGAUAAAGCGAAUGCUUUCAAUAGCCCUCAAUAAGGGCUGCUUUUCGACCACCCUCUUGUGACUGUCACACACAGACACUCCCUUGUGGCCUUACCACAACCUCACUGGGUGCUCCCCACGGGAAGGCUGACCGUCACCGCCCUGAGUGGGGCAUCAACAAAGAAAUAGCACAUUGUUUACAUUUCUUCUAGUUUUAUUUGGUUUACCACAGUUCAAUCAAGAAGUGGGCAGCAGUGUGGUGUAAUGGCAAGGAGCUGUGCUCCUACUCCAAAGGCUGGCGGUGUGAAUC